Molecule: messenger RNA, 3770 nt
Organism: Perca fluviatilis (European perch)
Lineage: Eukaryota; Metazoa; Chordata; Actinopteri; Perciformes; Percidae
Product: NACHT, LRR and PYD domains-containing protein 12-like
Molecular function (GO): protein binding
Source: RefSeq, a predicted model, not a curated record
CACACACACACACACACACACACACACACACACACACACACACACAACUGCACAUAGAACUAACAACUAAUUUUAAACAAAACUAAUUUUAGGGGUAAGAUCAUUGAUUAGAACAUAGUAAUGUUGAGCUACACAUUUAAAACAUCAACACAUCUGUUCUUUAUUCAGAUUGAGGAGCUGCGGUUUGUCAGAGAUCAGCUGUGCUGCUCUGGCCUCAGCUCUGAAGUCCAACCCCUCCCAUCUGAAAGAGCUGGACCUGGGCUUCAACACAACCUGAAGGAUUCAGGAGUGAAGCUGCUGUGUGCUGGAUUGGAGAGUCCAAACUGUAGACUGGAGACUCUGAGACUGACUUCAGAUCAGAAGAUGAGUGAUUUGGAGGAAGAGGAGGACGGAGCAGAGUCUGUAGUAUCUGGCUGUCAGUCUAUGAAGAGUGACUGGUCCAAAGAUCGUCCUCUGAACUUCAGUAAAGAACCUGGACCCUCAGACACAAAAGUCCAGAACAAGAGACAGAGACCAGAGUCUGUAGUAUCUGGCUGUCAGUCUAUGAAGAGUGACCGGUCCAGAGAAGAACCUCCACACUUCAGUAAUGAACCUGGACCCUCAGACACAAAAUGUUUCUGAGGUGGAGCUGUCCAGAACCAGAACCAGAACCAGAACUGGACUGCAGACAGCCAGUCAGAGCAGCUCUGAAAAAAAGAUCGGAGGUCAGCAUAAACAUAAGAUCAGAGUGAAGGAGACAUAUGAACGUGUGACUGAAGGAGCUGAUCAAACAGGAAGUGAAACCCUCCUCAACAGGAUCUUCACUGCGCUCUACAUCACAGAUGAACUGAGUGAAGAAGUUAAUACCCAACAUGAGGUGAUGCAGCUCGAGACAGCUUCCAAGAUGGAGACCCUCCAUGACUCUCCAAUCAAGUGCAGCGACAUCUUUAAAGCCUUACCUGACCAACAGAAACACAUCAGAGUCGUUAUGAUGAUCGGCGUCGCUGGCGUUGGAAAAACCUUCUCAGUGCAGAAGUUCUGUCUGGACUGGGCCGAGGGUUUGGAAAACCAAGAUGUGGAUCUGGUGAUUCCUCUUUCCUUCAGGGAGCUGAACUUGAUCAAAGAUGAGCAGUACAGUCUUCUGGAGCUGCUCCGUGUUUUCCAUCCAUCAUUACAGGAGGUCACAGCAGAGCAGCUCGCUGGCUCUAAAGUUCUCUUCAUCUUUGACGGCCUGGAUGAAAGCAGACUUUACCUGGAUUUCAACAACAAUGAGGCUGUUUCUGAUGUCACACAGAAGUCAUCGGUCAACGUGCUGUUGACAAACCUCAUCCAGGGGAAGCUGCUUCCCUCGGCUCUCGUCUGGAUAACUUCCCGACCUGCAGCAGCCAAUCAGAUCCCUCCUGCGUGUGUUGACAGGGUAACAGAAGUACGAGGCUUCACUGACGACCAGAAGGAGGAGUACUUCAGGAAGAGAGUCAGUGAUGAAGAGCUGUCCAGCAGAAUCAUCUCCCACAUCAAGACCUCCAGGAGCCUCCACAUCAUGUGUCUGAUCCCAGUCUUCUGCUGGAUCACUGCUACAGUUCUGGACCACAUGUUGACUACAGACCAGAGAGGAGAGCUGCCCAAGACCCUGACUGACAUGUACUCACACUUCCUGCUGGUUCAGACAAAGAGGAAGAAGCUCAAGUAUGCUGAGGGACAUGAGACGAGUCCACAGGAGCUGACGGAGGCUGACAGGGAAGUUCUUCUGAAGCUGGGGAGGCUGGCGUUUGAACAGCUGGAGAAAGGAAACAUCAUGUUCUACCAAGAAGACCUGGAGCGCUGUGGUCUGGAUGUCACAGAGGCCUCGCUGUACUCAGGAGUUUGUUCAGAGAUCUUCAAAAGAGAGAGUGUGAUCUUCCAGAAAACAGUCUACUGCUUCGUUCAUCUGAGCGUUCAGGAGUUUCUGGCUGCAGUCUACCUGUUCCACUGUUACACCAACAGGAACACACAGGUACUGGAGGACUUCCUGGGAAAAGGCUGCUAUGUUUAUUCAUCUCUGGAUUUCUUCCUGAAGAGAGCCAUGGAGAAAUCCCUGAGGAGUAAAAAUGGCCACCUGGAUCUGUUUGUGCGCUUCCUUCAUGGCCUCUCUCUGAAGUCCAACCAGAGACUCUUAGGAGGCCUGCUGGGUCAGACAGACAACAGUCCAGAAAUCAUCCAGAGAGCCAUCAACAACCUGAAGAAGAUGAACAGUGAUGAGAUCUCUCCUGACAGAAGCAUCAACAUCUUCCACUGUCUGACGGAGAUGAACGACCACUCAGUCCAUCAGGAGAUCCAAGAGUUCCUGAAGUCAGAGAACAGAUCAGAGAAGGAACUCUCUGAGAUCCACUGCUCAGCUCUGUCCUACAUGCUGCAGAUGUCAGAGGAGGUUCUGGAUGAGUUGGACCUGAAGAAGUACAACACAUCACAGGAGGGAAAACUGAGACUGAUUCCAGCUGUGAGGAACUGCAGAAAGGCUCGAUUGGAUUACUGCGGUUUGUCAGAGAUCAGCUGUGCUGCUCUGGCCUCAGCUCUGAAGUCCAACCCCUCCCAUCUGAAAGAGCUGGACCUGACCUACAACAAGAACCUGAAGGAUUCAGGAGUGAAGCUGCUGUGUGCUGGAUUGAAGAGUCCAAACUGUAGACUGGAGACUCUGAGAUUGAAGUACUGCGGUUUGUCAGAGAUCAGCUGUGCUGCUCUGGCCUCAGCUCUGAAGUCCAACCCCUCCCAUCUGAAAGAGCUGGACCUGAGUGGCAACGACAACCUGAAGGAUUCAGGAGUGAAGCUGCUGUGUGCUGGAUUGGAGAGUCCAAAUUGUAGACUGGAGACUCUGAGAUUGGAGAGCUGCAGUUUGUCAGAGAUCAGCUGUGCUCCUCUGGCCUCAGCUCUGAAGUCCAACCCCUCCCAUCUGAAAGAGCUGGACCUGGGCUACAACAAGGACCUGAAGGAUUCAGGAGUGAAGCAGCUGUGUGCUGGAUUGGAGAGUCCAAACUGUAGACUGGAGACUCUAAGAUUGAGGUGCUGCGGUUUGUCAGACAUCAGCUGUGCUGCUCUGGUCUCAGCUCUGAAGUCCAACCCCUCCCAUCUGAUAGAGCUGGACCUGAGUGACAACGAGCUGAAGGAUUCAGGAGUGAAGCUGCUGUGUGGUUUUCUGGAGAGUCCAAACUGUAGACUGGAGAUUCUGGGAUUGUGGGGCUGCGGUUUGUCAGAGAUCAGCUGUGCUGCUCUGGUCUCAGCUCUGAAGUCCAACCCCUCCCAUCUGAAAGAGCUGGACCUGGGUAACAACGGCCUGAAGGAGUCAGACGUGAAGCAGCUGUGUGAUCUGAAGGAGAGUCCAGACUGUAGACUGGAGACUCUGGAAUGGAGGUUGUAACAGAGUGAUCAGGAGGAGGAUGUUGGAGGACCAGCUGAGUCCUGAUGAUCCCGAGAGCUUGAAGCAGCAGCAGCACCUCUAACUGGGCCAUGUUACUGGGAGGUAGAGUGGAGAGACUGACUGAGGCUCUGCACGCUUCCACAUUAGCAACGGCACGUGGCCAUGAAAGAAGGAUGUCGGGCGAGUUGAUUGGCCGACAUUAUCCUCUGUGGGUCAGUGGGGGGGGCUCUGUCUCCAUCAGAAUCAGCUGACUCAGCAUACGUCAGACUACAGAGUGGAGCCAAGUGUGGAAAGCAUAUGUUUGCUAACAUUUCACAUUUUACCAUCAAUGGUAAACUUGACUGUCGUCGCUGCAGGACAGUCAGCUGUUAGUCUGAUAAACUUAACUGCCCCCCCGCUG